Gorilla gorilla gorilla (western lowland gorilla) is the source of this 14153-nucleotide messenger RNA. It is a transcript of the gene AKAP13, whose product is annotated as A-kinase anchoring protein 13. Gene Ontology annotation, cellular component: membrane; actin cytoskeleton. Lineage: Eukaryota; Metazoa; Chordata; Mammalia; Primates; Hominidae. Gene Ontology annotation, biological process: adrenergic receptor signaling pathway; regulation of Rho protein signal transduction; positive regulation of canonical NF-kappaB signal transduction. The record is from RefSeq and is a predicted model, not a curated record. The coding region runs from base 969 to 9476 and encodes 2835 amino acids. Gene Ontology annotation, molecular function: guanyl-nucleotide exchange factor activity; MAP kinase scaffold activity. The transcript has 38 exons.
CGGGCGGCGCCGGGACCUCAGCUCUGCGGACCCCUCCUCCCUGCGCAUCACCCUUCUCCCGCAUUGUCUUCUUGGGGCUCGGCGCGCCUCCCACUCCGCAGCCCAACUUAGAGGCCGUCGCCGCUUUCCGGGUGGGGGGCGCGCCCGGCCGCCGAUGCUACCUCAGGCGCUCCGCCCCCAGCGAGGCCCCGAAUCCCUGCCCCGGGUCCCCGGGUCGGCGCCGCCGGGGCGGGCUCACUCCUCCCCUGGGGCGGGCGGCCGCGGUGUGGAGUCCGCGCCGUGAACAAGUGCUGCGGGCGCGAGGGAGCGGCUCCCCGGGGUCGACGCGGACGGUAAACACGUCGGGCCGCGCCUGCCUGUCGGUGCCUCUCCGCGGCUUCUCGGGGGCGCGGCUCAGCUGACCCGCGCGGGUCGUAGGCGAGCGGCCCAGGAGACCCGUGCGGUCCCCUCGCGCUCUGGGACCCGUGCAGCCAGCCGGCUCAGCUUGCAGCUAUACUUUGAGACCAAACAAAACUUUUUUUUUUUUUUUGGUAAAUACGGCUUACUGCCUUUUUUUUUUUUUUUUUCGCAAAGCCACGAAGUAUGUGAAGUUGAAAAAAGGAAAAACCCUAAAACUUUUUUUAAAAAAAUCAAGAAAGGGGGUAGAUAGGUUUGUUUUGUUUUGGAAAUAGUUCUUAUAGCAGAGUGAUACCGUCACAUUUAAUUUUCUAGAUCCCGGAAUUCACAAUGAAAGUUGGAUUGAGCGGUAUUUUGGUGUUCAUUCUUUGCUAAUGACACUCCUUAAUGAAGUUAUUUGGAGAGUUUAUUGCUUCAGUACAGUAAAAACCAGUGUGCCUUUUUUUUUUUGUUAGUAGUCCCCCCCACAACAAGUGUUUUAUUUUUAGAAGAAGCAGUUUCUUCAGUUUUUCUGAACUGUUGGAUUGCCCAGAUGAGGACAAACGGUGCAGUUCUUGAAAGUGUCCUGGGUCAUGAAACUUAAUCCACAGCAAGCUCCCUUAUAUGGUGAUUGUGUUGUUACAGUGCUGCUUGCUGAAGAGGACAAAGUUGAAGAUGAUGUAGUGUUUUACUUGGUAUUUUUGGGUUCCACCCUCCGACACUGUACAAGUACUCAGAAGGUCAGUUCUGAUACAUUGGAGACCAUUGCUCCUGGUCAUGAUUGCUGUGAAACAGUGAAGGUGCAGCUCUGUGCUUCCAAAGAGGGCCUUCCCGUGUUUGUGGUGGCUGAAGAAGACUUUCAUUUCGUCCAGGAUGAAGCGUAUGAUGCAGCUCAAUUCCUAGCAACCAGUGCUGGAAAUCAGCAGGCUUUGAACUUUACCCGUUUUCUUGAUCAGUCAGGACCCCCAUCUGGGGAUGUGAAUUCCCUUGAUAAGAAGUUGGUGCUGGCAUUCAGGCACCUGAAGCUGCCCGCGGAGUGGAAUGUGUUGGGGACAGAUCAGAGUUUGCAUGAUGCUGGCCCGCGAGAGACAUUGAUGCAUUUUGCUGUGCGGCUAGGACUGCUGAGGUUGACGUGGUUCCUGUUGCAGAAGCCAGGUGGCCGCGGAGCUCUCAGUAUCCACAACCAGGAAGGGGCGACGCCUGUGAGCUUGGCCUUGGAGCGAGGCUAUCACAAGCUGCACCAGCUUCUAACCGAGGAGAAUGCUGGAGAACCAGACUCCUGGAGCAGUUUAUCCUAUGAAAUACCAUAUGGAGACUGUUCUGUGAGGCAUCAUCGAGAGUUGGACAUCUAUACAUUAACCUCUGAGUCUGAUUCACAUCAUGAACACCCAUUUCCUGGAGACAGUUGCACUGGACCCAUUUUUAAACUUAUGAACAUCCAACAGCAACUAAUGAAAACAAACCUCAAGCAGAUGGACAAUCUUAUGCCCUUAAUGAUGACGGCACAGGAUCCUUCCAGUGCCCCAGAGACAGAUGGCCAGUUUCUUCCCUGUGCACCGGAGCCCACGGACCCUCAGCGACUUUCUUCUUCUGAAGAGACUGAGAGCACUCAGUGCUGCCCAGGGAGCCCUGUUGCACAGACUGAAAGUCCCUGUGAUUUGUCAAGCAUAGUUGAGGAGGAGAAUACAGACCGUUCCUGUAGGAAGAAAAAUAAAGGCGUGGAAAGAAAAGGGGAAGAGGUGGAGCCAGCACCUAUUGUGGACUCUGGAACUGUAUCUGAUCAAGACGGCUGCCUUCAGAGCUUGCCUGAUUGUGGAGUAAAGGGCACGGAAGGCCUUUCGUCCUGUGGAAACAGAGAUGAAGAAACUGGAACAAAAUCUUCUGCAAUGCCCACAGACCGGGAGUCCCUGAGCAGUGGAGAUGCUGUGCUUCAGAGAGACUUGGUCAUGGAGCCAGGCACAGCCCAGUAUUCCUCUGGAGGUGAACUGGGAGGCAUUUCAACAACAAAUGUCAGUACCCCAGACACUGCAGGGGAAAUGGAACAUGGGCUGAUGAACCCAGAUGCCACUGUUCGGAAGAAUGUGCUUCAGGGAGGGGAAAGUACAAAGGAAAGAUUUGAGAACUCUAAUAUUGGCACAGCUGGAGCCUCUGACGUGCACGUCACAAAUAAGCCUGUGGAUAAAGUCAGUGUUCCAAACUGUGCCCCUGCCGCCAGUUCCCUGGAUGGUAACAAACCUGCUGAGUCUUCACUUGCAUUUAGUAAUGAAGAAACCUCCACUGAAAAAACAGCAGAAACGGAAACUUCACGAAGUCGUGAGGAGAGUGCUGAUGCUCCAGUAGAUCAGAAUUCUGUGGUGAUUCCAGCUGCUGCAAAAGACAAGAUUUCAGAUGGAUUAGAACCUUAUACUCUCUUAGCAGCAGGCAUAGGUGAGGCAAUGUCACUCUCAGAUUUAGCCCUUCUUGGGCUGGAAGAAGAUGUAAUGCCACACCAGAACUCAGAAACAAAUUCAUCUCAUGCUCAAAGCCAAAAGGGCAAAUCCUCACCCAUUUGUUCUACAACUGGAGACAAUAAACUUUGUGCAGACUGUGCAUGUCAACAGAACACAGUGACUUCUAGUGGCGACUUGGUUGCAAAACUGUGUGGUAACAUAGUUAGCGAGCCCGAAAGCACCACAGCAAGGCAACCCAGCUCACAAGAUCCACCCAAUGCCUCCCACUGUGAAGACCCACAGGCUCAUACAGUCGCCUCUGACCCUGUAAGGGAUACCCAGGAACAUGUGGAUUUUUGUCCUUUCAAAGUGGUGGAUAACAAAGGCCAACGAAAAGAUGUGAAACUAGAUAAACCUUUAACAAAUAUGCUUGAGGUGGUUUCACGUCCACAUCCAGUUGUCCCUAAAAUGGAGAAAGAACUGGUGCCAGACCAGGCAGUAAUAUCAGACAGUACUUUCUCUCUGGCAAACAGUCCAGGCAGUGAAUCAGUAACCAAGGAUGACGCACUUUCUUUUGUCCCCUCCCAGAAAGAAAAGGGAACAGCAACUCCUGAACUACAUACGGCUACAGAUUGUAGAGAUGGCCCAGAUGGAGAUUCGAAUGAGCCUGAUACGCUGCCACUAGAAGACAGGGCAGCAGGCCUGUCCACAUCCUCCACUGCUGCAGAGCUUCAGCACGGGAUGGGGAAUACCAGUCUCACAGGACUUGGCGGAGAGCAUGAGGGUCCCGCCCCUCCAGCAACCCCAGAAGCUCUGAAUAUCGAGGGGAACACUGACUCUUCCCUGCAAAGUGUGGGUAAGGCCACUUUGGCUUUAGAUUCAGUUUUGACGGAAGAAGGAAAACUUCUGGUGGUUUCAGAAAGCUCUGCAGCUCAGGAACAAGAUAAGGAUAAAGCAGUGACCUGUUCCUCUAUUAAGGAAAAUGCUCUCUCUUCAGGAACAUUGCAGGAAGAGCAGAGAACACCACCUCGUGGACAAGAUACUCUACAAUUUCAUGAAAAAUCAAUCUCAGCUGACUGUACCAAGGACAAAGCACUUCAGCUAAGUAAUUCACCGGGUGCAUCCUCUACCUUUCUUAAGGCAGAAACUGAACGUAACAAGGAAGUGGCCCCACAAGUCUCACUGCUGACUCAAGGUGGAGCUGCCCAGAGCCUGGUGCCACCAGGAGCAAGUCUGGCCACAGAGUCAAGGCAGGAAGCCUUGGGGGCAGAGCACAACAGCUCCGCUCUGUUGCCAUGUCUGUUGCCAGAUGGGUCUGAUGGGUCCGAUGCUCUUAAUUGCAGUCAGCCUUCUCCUCUGGAUGUUGGAGUGAAGAACACUCAAUCCCAGGGAAAAACUAGUGCCUGUGAGGUGAGUGGAAAUGUGACGGUGGAUGUUAUAGGGGUUAAUGCUCUACAAGGUACGGCUGAGCCCAGAAGAGAGAAUAUAUCACACAACACCCAAGACAUCCUGAUUCCAAACGUCUUGUUGAGCCAAGAGAAGAAUGCCAUCCUAGGUUUGCCAGUAGCUUUACAGGAUAAAGCUGUGACUGACCCACAGGGAGUUGGAACCCCAGAGAUGAUACCUCUUGAUUGGGAGAAAGGGAAGCUGGAGGGAGCAGACCACAGCUGUACCAUGGGCGACGCUGAGGAAGCCCAAAUAGACGAUGAAGCACAUCCUGUCCUACUGCAGCCUGUUCCCAAGGAGCUCCCCACAGACAUGGAGCUCUCAGCCCAUGAUGAUGGGGCCCCAGCUGGUGUGAGGGAAGUCAUGCGAGCCCCGCCCUCAGGCAGGGAAAGGAGCACUCCCUCUCUACCUUGCACGGUCUCUGCCGAGGACGCACCUCUGCCUAAGGGAGCAGACUUGAUAGAGGAGGCUGCCAGCCGUAUAGUGGAUGCUGUCAUCGAACAAGUCAAGGCCGCUGGAGCACUGCUUACUGAGGGGGAGGCCUGUCACAUGUCACUGUCCAGCCCUGAAUUGGGUCCUCUCACUAAAGGACUAGGGAAUGCUUUUACAGAAAAAGUGAGUACUUUCCCACCUGGGGAGAGCCUACCAAUGGGCAGUACUCCUGAGGAAGCCACGGGGAGCCUUGCAGGAUGUUUUGCUGGAAGGGAGGAGCCAGAGAAGAUUAUUUUACCUGUCCAGGGGCCUGAGCCAGCAGCAGAAAUGCCAGACGUGAAAGCUGAAGAUGAAGUGGAUUUUAGAGCAAGUUCAAUUUCUGAAGAAGUGGCUGUAGGGAGCAUAGCUGCUACACUGAAGAUGAAGCAAGGCCCAAUGACCCAGGCGAUAAACCGAGAAAACUGGUGUACAAUAGAGCCAUGCCCUGAUGCAGCAUCUCUUCUGGCUUCCAAGCAGAGCCCAGAAUGUGAGAACUUCAUGGAUGUUGGACUGGGCAGAGAGUGUACCUCAAAGCAAGGUGUACUUAAAAGAGAAUCUGGGAGUGAUUCUGACCUCUUUCACUCACCCAGUGAUGACAUGGACAGCAUCAUCUUCCCAAAGCCAGAGGAAGAGCAGUUGGCCUGUGAUAUCACCGGAUCCAGUUCAUCCACCGAUGACACGGCUUCACUGGACCGACAUUCUUCUCAUGGCAGUGAUGUGUCUCUCUCCCAGAUUUUAAAGCCAAACAGGUCAAGAGAUCAGCAAAGCCUUGAUGGAUUCUACAGCCAUGGGAUGGGAGCUGAGGGUCGAGAAAGUGAGAGUGAGCCUGCUGACCCAGGCGACGUGGAGGAGGAGGAGAUGGACAGUAUCACUGAAGUGCCUGCAAACUGCUCUGUCCUAAGGAGCUCCAUGCGCUCUCUUUCCCCCUUCCGGAGGCACAGCUGGGGGCCUGGGAAAAAUGCAGCCAGCGAUGCAGAAAUGAACCACCGGAGUUCAAUGCGAGUUCUUGGGGAUGUUGUCAGGAGACCUCCCAUUCAUAGGAGAAGUAUGAGCUGGUGCCCCUCUGGUGUGCAGUACUCUGCUGGCCUGAGUGCUGACUUUAAUUACAGAAGUUUCAGUCUAGAAGGCUUGACAGGAGGAGCUGGUGUCGGAAACAAGCCAUCCUCAUCUCUAGAAGUAAGCUCUGCAAAUGCCGAAGAGCUCAGACACCCAUUCAGUGGUGAGGAACGGGUUGACUCUUUGGUGUCACUUUCAGAAGAGGAUCUGGAGUUGGGCCAGAGAGAACAUAGGAUGUUUGAUCAGCAGAUAUGUCACAGAUCUAAGCAGCAGGGAUUUAAUUACUGUACAUCAGCCAUUUCCUCUCCACUGACAAAAUCCAUCUCAUUAAUGACAAUCAGCCAUCCUGGAUUAGACAAUUCACGGCCCUUCCACAGUACCUUCCACAAUACCAGUGCUAAUCUGACUGAGAGUAUAACAGAAGAGAACUAUAAUUUCCUGCCACAUAGCCCCUCCAAGAAAGAUUCUGAAUGGAAGAGUGGAACAAAAGUCAGUCGUACAUUCAGCUACAUCAAGAAUAAAAUGUCCAGCAGCAAGAAGAGCAAAGAAAAGGAAAAAGAAAAAGAUAAGAUUAAGGAGAAGGAGAAAGAUUCUAAAGACAAGGAGAAAGAUAAGAAGACUGUCAACGGGCACACUUUCAGUUCCAUUCCUGUGGUGGGUCCCAUCAGCUGUAGCCAGUGUAUGAAGUCCUUCACCAACAAAGAUGCCUAUACUUGUGCAAAUUGCAGUGCUUUUGUCCACAAAGGCUGCCGAGAAAGUCUAGCCUCCUGUGCAAAGGUCAAAAUGAAGCAGCCCAAAGGGAGCCUUCAGGCACAUGACACAUCGUCACUGCCCACGGUCAUUAUGAGAAACAAGCCCUCCCAGCCCAAGGAGCGUCCUCGGUCCGCAGUCCUCCUGGUGGAUGAAACCACUACCACCCCAAUAUUUGCCAAUAGACGAUCCCAGCAGAGUGUCUCACUCUCCAAAAGUGUCUCCAUACAGAACAUUACUGGAGUUGGCAAUGAUGAGAACAUGUCAAACACCUGGAAAUUCCUGUCUCAUUCAACAGACUCACUAAAUAAAAUCAGCAAGGUCAAUGAAUCAACAGAAUCACUUACUGAUGAGGGAGUAGGUACAGACAUGAAUGAAGGACAACUACUGGGAGACUUUGAGAUUGAGUCCAAACAGCUGGAAGCAGAGUCUUGGAGUCGGAUAAUAGACAGCAAGUUUCUAAAACAGCAAAAGAAAGAUGUGGUCAAACGGCAAGAAGUAAUAUAUGAGUUGAUGCAGACAGAGUUUCAUCAUGUCCGCACUCUCAAGAUCAUGAGUGGUGUGUACAGCCAGGGGAUGAUGGCGGAUCUGCUUUUUGAGCAGCAGAUGGUAGAAAAGCUGUUCCCCUGUUUGGAUGAGCUGAUCAGUAUCCAUAGCCAAUUCUUUCAGAGGAUUCUGGAGCGGAAGAAGGAGUCUCUGGUGGAUAAAAGUGAAAAGAACUUUCUCAUCAAGAGGAUAGGGGAUGUGCUUGUAAAUCAGUUUUCAGGUGAGAAUGCAGAACGUUUAAAGAAGACAUAUGGCAAGUUUUGUGGGCAACAUAACCAGUCUGUAAACUACUUCAAAGACCUUUAUGCCAAGGAUAAGCGUUUUCAAGCCUUUGUAAAGAAGAAGAUGAGCAGUUCAGUUGUUAGAAGGCUUGGAAUUCCAGAGUGCAUAUUGCUUGUAACUCAGCGGAUUACCAAGUACCCAGUUUUAUUCCAAAGAAUAUUGCAGUGUACCAAAGACAAUGAAGUGGAGCAGGAAGAUCUAGCACAGUCCUUGAGCCUGGUGAAGGAUGUGAUUGGAGCUGUAGACAGCAAAGUGGCAAGUUAUGAAAAGAAAGUGCGUCUCAAUGAGAUUUAUACAAAGACAGAUAGCAAGUCAAUCAUGAGGAUGAAGAGUGGUCAGAUGUUUGCCAAGGAAGAUUUGAAACGGAAGAAGCUUGUACGUGAUGGGAGUGUGUUUCUGAAGAAUGCAGCAGGAAGGUUGAAAGAGGUUCAAGCAGUUCUUCUCACUGACAUUUUAGUUUUCCUUCAAGAAAAAGACCAGAAGUACAUCUUUGCAUCAUUGGACCAGAAGUCAACAGUGAUCUCUUUAAAGAAGCUGAUUGUGAGAGAAGUGGCACAUGAGGAGAAAGGGUUAUUCCUCAUCAGCAUGGGGAUGACAGAUCCAGAGAUGGUAGAAGUCCAUGCCAGCUCCAAAGAGGAACGAAACAGCUGGAUUCAGAUCAUUCAGGACACAAUCAACACCCUGAACAGAGAUGAAGAUGAAGGAAUUCCUAGUGAGAAUGAGGAAGAAAAGAAAAUGUUGGACGCCAGAGCCCGAGAAUUAAAAGAACAACUUCAACAGAAGGACCAAAAAAUCCUACUCUUGUUGGAAGAGAAGGAGAUGAUUUUCCGGGACAUGGCUGAGUGCAGCACCCCUCUCCCAGAGGAUUGCUCCCCAACACAUAGCCCUAGAGUUCUCUUCCGCUCCAACACAGAAGAGGCUCUCAAAGGAGGACCUUUAAUGAAAAGUGCAAUAAAUGAGGUGGAGAUCCUUCAGGGUUUGGUGAGUGGAAAUCUGGGAGGCACACUUGGGCCGACUGUCAGCAGCCCCAUUGAGCAAGGUGUGGUCGGUCCUGUUUCCCUGCCCCGGAGAGCAGAGACCUUUGGAGGAUUUGACAGCCAUCAGAUGAAUGCUUCAAAAGGAGGCGAGAAGGAAGAGGGAGAUGAUGGCCAAGAUCUUAGGAGAACGGAAUCAGAUAGUGGCCUAAAAAAGGGUGGAAAUGCUAACCUGGUAUUUAUGCUUAAAAGAAACAGUGAGCAGGUUGUCCAGAGCGUUGUUCAUCUCCACGAGCUCCUCAGCGCUCUGCAGGGUGUGGUGCUGCAGCAGGACAGCUACAUUGAGGACCAGAAACUGGUGCUGAGCGAGAGGGCGCUCACUCGCAGCUUGUCCCGCCCGAGCUCCCUCAUUGAGCAGGAGAAGCAGCGCAGCCUGGAGAAGCAGCGCCAGGACCUGGCCAACCUGCAGAAGCAGCAGGCCCAGUACCUCGAGGAGAAGCGCAGGCGCGAGCGUGAGUGGGAAGCUCGUGAGAGGGAGCUGCGGGAGCGGGAGGCCCUCCUGGCCCAGCGCGAGGAGAAGGUGCAGCAGGGGCAGCAGGACCUGGAAAAGGAGCGGGAGGAGCUCCAGCAGAAGAAGGGCACAUACCAGUGUGACCUGGAGCGACUGCGUGCUGCCCAGAAACAGCUUGAGAGGGAACAGGAGCAGCUGCGCCGGGAGGCAGAGCGGCUCAGCCAGCGGCAGACAGAACGGGACCUGUGUCAGGUUUCCCAUCCACAUACCAAGCUGAUGAGGAUCCCAUCGUUCUUCCCCAGUCCUGAGGAGCCCCCCUCGCCAUCUGCACCUUCCAUAGCCAAAUCAGGGUCAUUGGACUCAGAACUUUCAGUGUCCCCAAAAAGGAACAGCAUCUCUCGGACACACAAAGAUAAGGGGCCUUUUCACAUACUGAGUUCAACCAGCCAGACAAACAAAGGACCGGAAGGGCAGAGCCUGGCCCCUGCGUCCACCUCUGCCUCUACCCGCCUGUUUGGGUUAACAAAGCCAAAGGAAAAGAAGGAGAAAAAAAAGAAGAACAAAACCAGCCGCUCUCAGCCCGGUGAUGGUCCCGCGUCAGAAGUAUCAGCAGAGGGUGAAGAGAUCUUCUGCUGACCCUCUUCCUCUCUGCUGAGGCAGCUGCCUCCUGAUCCUGGCCAGCCCACCUCUCCUGCUGUCCCCACGUGCACAAGUCUCUUACACUGGACGCCCACUGCUCCUCAGCGUCCAGUCCUCCUGGGCGCCCCCAGGUCCUGGACAAUAAGGAACAGAUGAUACUGAGUGUCGGGAGGGGAAGGAGGCCCAGACUCUGCUUCAGCCAUGAUUUGUGACUGCCCAGGACUCUCAGGUUGGGCUGGCCCUACUCAGGAUUACACUGAAAGUGAUGGCCUCGUAAGUACAGGUGAUGGUUUUGGACACGUCAGGAAUUCCUAAAGGCUGAAAGAGUGUAUCCAAGUAAGGUCUGAACCUCCGACUGCCUUUUAUUUGGGGGAACACAAAACCAAACAGCAGAUGUUUUGGACUUGAUCUGUGUACAUACAUGGGGACCUGUCUGCAUAUACACACGGGGAAUGCUAGAAGAAGGCCCAGUUUGCACCAGGCGUCUGUCAACUUAGCUCAGCACAAGGGCAGUGCCUGGACGGACCCGGAGCCCCCGCAUAUCAGCAGUUCACCCAGUACUCCUCAGAGACUGGUUUCCCUCUAAACCCAUCCCGGGCACAUACCACCCCUCUUUUGCAUGUAUUUCUCAUUUCAUUUUAGGGAUGACAAACAUUUGUGAAACCAGUGAGAGAAGGCUUGAUGUGUAUAAAAGACGUGAUGUGCACCACCUCGAUCUCGGUGUUUCAGGCACUAAAGCAACAAAACAACCCAUAGUAUCUCAUUUUGUCAUCAAAUCCAGAAGAAAUAUCCUGGUUUUCCAGCAUGUUUACCCACAUGUUUUGGGCAUGGAUAAAGUGAAGAGGCCUACUCACCAUUAUCCCUGCAGCGUGACACCUUUUGAUUGUCACUGACCACUCAGAAGGGGCCACGGCCUCCUGGCUGUGUUCCUGAGCCCCUGUCGUGCCUCUCCCAGACAGCAGCUGUCUGGCCCUUGCUGGGUGAGGGCACACCACCGUCAGGGGUCAGCCUCCCACCCAGGCCAGGCAGAAGCUGUGCUCUGAAGCUAGGACAGUUGGCUGAGAAGUGGGUUCAGGCGAAGGGUGAAGCCAUGUGUAGCAGUUCCUGCCAGUGCAGAUCUGGAGAGGAGCUGGCCCGGAAGGCGUGGUUGUGAAAGCGCCCUUCUUAUGUUAGGAGGCCUUGGCAAAAUUGGAUUUCUUCAAAAAUGUAUCUGAAGGUCUGUUGUUGAAUUGUACUCUGCCCCUGGAAGCAGAUACAGAUGGCUGCCUGCUGCUCGGCUUUGCUUUUGCUUUUCCCACCAUGUUUUCAUCUUUGUUCACUUGAGGCUUUCCCCAGCUGGUGUGUGCAGGACAGUUCAUAGUAAUGUUGCCCUCUGAGGCCCCGUACACCAGAAGGGAGGCCCUGGAAAAUUUUGUGCCUCCAACGUGGCCUUCAAUUCUUGCUUUUUUGCCCCUCAGAAGCAUGGGGCUUUUGAGCACACUUAAAAAAAGAAAAAUCUGUAACUUGGUGCUUACUGAUGAAUUGCAAGCUGGCCUUGCAGAUGGAGAUAUUUAUCUUUCAGUUUAUUUGAAAGAGGUCUGGUUUAAAAUUUGUAGCCUAGAUUUGUUUUAUUUAUUGUAUUUGUGUGUUUGUGUUUGUUUUUCUUUUUUAAGGGUGAGCCAGGUCUAGCCAACAGUCUAAACUAUCCAGUCAAUACCGAGUGAAGUGGCAGCCAGCACUGUUCACUCUGUGUCUUUUGAAGUGCCUUGAAGGCCCAGAUGAAAUUUUAAAGGGAGGGGUCCAUGUCCUUCCCUCCCCCACCCCGCCUCAUUCUUUAAUCAAAGGAUGUCUUCUCCCUUGUUUGAGAAUGAAGAAACCCGCCACCUCUGACCUACCUUUGCCUUUUUCUGUCAUGGAGAAUACUCACCCUUCAGAAACAGACCAAAGGCCAAAACCUGCUGAUUUUUCUAUUGAAAAUAUGUCCCCUUGCAAAGACCCUAAACAAAAAGUUAAGUUGCUUUCUUUCACCAAUCUGUACAACUCCAAGUUACAGCUGAAUCUGUCGUGACUUUCCUGAGAUCUACCCGGGGCUUGGCUGUCUGUUCUGGUCACUGGCUCCGAGUUCCCCUCCUGGGAUUUGCAGGAGGGCAGUACUGAACCUGCAUUCUUCUCCUUGUAAAUGUAGGCCGGGUGCCCCUGUUCUCCGGGUUUGGAACAAUACGAGGUUGGUGCUGAUUGGAUUUGCUUGCGUACAUGCUCUUCACAAAAACACCGUGGAUGUUGAAGUUAGAGCACGUCGCCACAGAGCUUGACAUCGAUGUUAGAGUGUCUCUUACUCCCCGCCCAGCUGUGAUGUUUCAUCUGCUUUGGUUGUUUUGGUGGUCUUUUUUAAAAAUAGAGAUUUCACAUCUGCCCAGACCCCACUCAAAACGAUUUGGUCAGGUUCUGGUUGGACAAGUUUAAAAUCAAAGUAGUGCCCGGAAUUCCCUCAGACCACCCAACUUCAUCCAGGAAUACAGUCUGCAGUGCAGAAAGAGAACCGCUUACCAAGAACUGUGCUUACAUACCUUUGUCAUCUCUCUUCCCCCUUGGAAGUUGUCCUCAAGGGGAUUUGUUCCUGUCCUGGGGAUUUACCUGGGAUGGUGGCUGCCUGUGCUUUUGCUCAUGGCCUUGACAGUGCUCUAGUUGCUGGAUCUAAUGGCCUGUCUUGGUUUCUAUCACAUGAGAAGGGGUUGUUUUUUGGGGUGACUCGGACUGAAUUCCCCAUACUGUUUCCACACCGGGACACCAUGUUCUCCAUCAAGCUAAAGAAAUCACGUGCCUGAAAUUGUGCUUAAGUUUUGGGGGAAAGAUGGAGUUCCUAUCCAGAGCCCCCAGAUUUCCAGAAUCGAGUGAGCUUCCUGGAAGGAGACUGCGUCUUCUCUCAAUUCCAGUCAUCUCAGUCGUUGUCGUUAGGUGACAUGUGCACUUUAAAUGCUCUCAUCGGUUGGCUUCAUUUUCAAGACAAUCAAAUGUAUUGACUGUGUUUUCUUCUUAGAAAAUGGAGAGGGUUAAAAACAUGCAAAGUGCCACUUUCAACCUUUGCCAGUAUUCCCUCUACCCCCGUGAGAGCUAUCUGGGGGGAAGAAUCCUUACCAACGUUUUUUUGGAAAGGUACGAAUCUUAACUUUUUUCCCCUUCUGUGUCUCAGGGUAAUACUAUUCAGAGUCGCCCCUUUGCUCAUUUUCUGCCGUAUUUGUUACCUUCCUGAGGCCUCAGUAUUAGUCGUGAGCACAAAGUUUUGAGACCUUUGGCGUUGUUUCUUGAUGUGGGAGGGGAGGUGUUUGUUAGUGCAUGCAAGGGUUGAACUAGAUAGACCCUGCCUUAGUAGAGUGUGGGACCAUAACCUUAGAGGCCAGAACUUGAUCCAGAAGUUGCUGUCCACAGAAGUACUUUCUAUUUCAUCAUUUUUGUUUCUAGGGCUCUUUUUCUGUAGCCAGGUCUUCCCAAGGAUUUUAGUAUUUGCAUUGGAGUUGAGGUUUACUCUAAUGAUGGUGGCCCAACUGUGCCCAGAGGACAGUCAGGCAGGCCCUGGGAGGGAGUUUAGAAAGACAGUCCUGGUGAGUGGGCUUCAGUGGUCACAAAGAGGGUGGCUGUGAGGUGACCCCAGACACUGCAGAACGAUGUGCACCCUCUGCGUUUGGAUGUCCUUGGAAUGUGGGAACCUAGAAAUAACCCUGUGGAUGGAAUUGGGGUGGCGGCUGCUGGAGAUCUGUGUGCCUUGCCUUCCUUCAGCAGGACCGUCUGGGUGCGCAGCCACCUAUGGAUGUGUCCCAGCCAGCCCCCUCGCUCUCGUCCAUCCUCAGAGACAAGAGGGCAGGGAGUUUGGGCUUGGUUUUGAACUUUCCUUUCAAUGUAGCAAAGCAUUCCUAGUUAACCAGAGCCUUGGAAUCUACUGCCUGCUGGCCAGGCUUUAAAAUGAAAAGUGUUUUAAUGCUGCCAUAAAAGGGAGGCGGUGGGGAGGAAGGGAAAAUAAAGGCAUCUUUCCAAGUACUCAUCUAAUUUAAUUGUCAAAAGAUAGGCCAUGAAUUACUUCUCCAUCUCACUAAGGGUUAAAGGCGUGCAAUCCCCCACUGGCCGUGUCCCCUGCCACCGAAGUGGGUGACCUGCCCUACAGCCAGGUGGGACCACCUGUGCUGCAGUCCGGAGGGGCUUCUGCAGGGAGCACUUGCCCCCACACCUUCCCCGGCCUGAGCUUCCCUACCUUUCGUCACCACCUGAGGGCAUGAGCACAGGCCACGGGGCGUGCCUGGUGAGUUUGCCUGUGGUUCAGGCUUAGCCUGCGGUCUCCUGUGUGCUGCUGCCCACGUGGGAUGCGCAGGGGAGGCGCGGGGAUCUGCAGGAGGGUGGUUGGGAUACACCGGAUACCUCUGCUCUCAUUGCUUGUUUCCAAAUGCUCUAUGGACAUUUCUGUGCUAAACCCUAUUAAAUAAAAAAGACGGGUUAAAACCCACAUGCUGUAUAUUAAUUUGUAAUUAUGUAUAAAGUGAAGCAGUUUUAAACUGUAAAGAUUUUUUUCAGUGUGUUUUCUCGAAUUUUGCCACAACAUACUGGCUUCGUAUUUUAUUUAUCUUUCUUUCUAGUUACCAGCUUCAGACCCUUGUAAAGUCUCCCUCAGCCCUUUCAAAAAAUAAUAAUAAAUUUCCUGUGAAGUUC